AUGCCGUGCAUGGUCAUCUCCAGUAACGUGGCGAGUGACCGUGUCGGCCGCCCCGCUCCGCACGUGCUCGUGCAACUGCAGCUGGGACUGUUGAUGUCGGUCCAGAAGAGUCAAGCGCCCAUGGCGCUCGUACACCUGCGCAGCAUUGGUCGACUCGAGGACGAGCGCAACCCGAAGACGGUGGCGGCGCUGACGGAGACCGUGGCCGAGCAGCUCCAGGUGCCGCCCGCGCGCGUGAGCAUCUACCUUGAGGACAUCUCGGUCAAGAGCUGGGCCAGCAACGGCAACGUCGUCGGGCUGUAG
Phytophthora sojae is the source of this 303-nucleotide messenger RNA. RefSeq lists its product as hypothetical. Bases 1 to 303 code for a protein of 100 amino acids. Gene Ontology annotation, molecular function: phenylpyruvate tautomerase activity. NCBI's taxonomy places the organism in Eukaryota, Oomycota, Peronosporomycetes, Peronosporales, Peronosporaceae. The transcript has 3 exons. The record is from RefSeq and is a predicted model, not a curated record.